Messenger RNA from Desarmillaria tabescens, 2082 nucleotides. RefSeq lists its product as uncharacterized. Lineage: Eukaryota; Fungi; Basidiomycota; Agaricomycetes; Agaricales; Physalacriaceae. The transcript has 10 exons. The coding region runs from base 255 to 2048 and encodes 597 amino acids. The record is from RefSeq and is a predicted model, not a curated record.
CAACUUCUGCUCAUCGAGUAUAUUUCGUGGUCUUCCCGUCUUUUCGUCCUUAUUUUUUCCGCCAUUCUUUAUGGUAGAGGGCUCGAUGAUCGAAUUUCCAAACUGUCGGCUUUGUGGAAAGGUACCCGUACCCCGGCCCUCGGCACCGCUUUUUAAUCCUUGUCCAUCAGCCAAUGCCGGGCCAAACGGCUCCCGAGUACUUGGGAAGUUUUUCAUAAGAGACCUUUUUUGAUGCACGCCUUCCAUAACCCUGCAUGCUCUCUUCAACCAUGACGAUCACAGUCGUUACCGAUUCACAUCACGAACGAGGUCCUACCGCACUGUCUACUGCAGAAACCAUCGUAGGAGACGCCGAAAGGACUUUUGUUGUUCCGCAACUGGCUGCCGACAUACCGCAAACGACUGACCCAGCGGAUGCCACGGCAUCGCGGAAGCAACCAGUCAAAGAAGAGACCCUGGAUCCUAACAUGAUAUCGGAAGUCAUUCCUCCAGAACACAAACAUCGUACUUUGGUGCUUUGCUUUGACGGAACCGGAGAUCAAUUCGACUCCGAUAACUCUAAUAUUGUACAGCUCUUCUCGUUACUGAAGAAGGAUGACCGUUCGAAGCAGAUGGUUUAUUAUCAGUCUGGAAUUGGUACCUACACGUCACCUCAAAUCGCCACCCCUUUCAUGUCGAAAAUAUACAAGACUGUUGACGUUAUGAUAGCUUGGGAUCUUAAUGCUCAUGUCAUGGCGGGAUACGAGUUCUUAAUGCAAAAUUACCACGCGGGUGAUCGCAUAUGUAUUUUUGGCUUCUCUCGCGGCGCGUAUACUGCUAGGAGUCUUGCCGGAAUGAUCCACAAAGUAGGCUUACUCCCAGCAGAUAACUGGCAGCAGGUUCCCUUCGCGUACAAGAUGUACACUCGGACGGACGAAGUCGGAUGGGAUCAAUCGACAGCUUUCAAACAAGCGUUUUCUAAUGAUGUUCAGAUUGAAUUUUUGGGCGUAUGGGACACGGUGGAUUCAGUGGGGCUUAUACCAAAAAGAUUGCCGUUUACUACCUCCAACACUAUUCUUCGAACGUUUCGUCAUGCCGUUUCUCUGGAUGAGCGUAGAGCCAAGUUCAAGGCCAACCUUUGGAACAGACCUAGCGUUAGGGAAAUGUUACUCGGAACAUCAAGAUGGACGACGCAGGGUAUCCCUCAAGGUACGAGCCAGUCGAGUACGAUAAAGACACGCAAGGGCUCGCAUGAAGAAAAGAAGGAGUCAGAGAUUGAAUGGUCCCCUCAGGAAGAAAAGUUUAUGAACGAGAUGGAAAGGCUCCAUUCGUCGUCUUCUGGAAAGCCUACCGAUAUUGAAGAAGUGUGGUUCGCGGGAUGUCAUUGUGACGUCGGAGGCGGGGCCGUGAAGAAUUCAACGCGAUAUUCUCUGGCACGAAUCUCGUUACGAUGGAUGAUUCGAGAAUGCUUCAAGACGAACACGGGAAUCAUGUUCGAUUCUCAGCGGCUAAGACUGUUAGGUCUCGAUCCCACGACCCUCUAUCCCUUCGUUACGCCGCGACCGCCGCCCCUUCCAGUCGAAUCUGCCAUGAUACGAACAGGACCCCCAAGACCACCGCUGACGAAAAGGCUUGUAUCGGCAUUUCGUCGUCGAACGCUGCCUAGCGAUACGCCUGGUCCCGAGGACGAGGCCCAUGCAAGCGCGUUGCUCGAAGAGUAUCGGCCUAUAGGGACGGAGGAGGAAGAGGAACUCCGAGAUGCAUUGUCUCCUAUUUACGAUCAGCUCAAGCGUUCAAGAUCUUGGUGGAUUCUUGAGGUGAUCCCGAUGGAGUUCCGGCACCAGAAGGGAGAUGACAAGUGGGUAUCGUGGUUUGGACCGAACCUUGCACGUCCUCGGAUCAUUCCAAAGCAAUCGAGCGGAGUAAAGGUCCACCGUAGUGUCAGAAUGAGAAUGGAAGCCUUCCACGAGCACAAUCCUCAGAAGAAGUACAAACCAAAGGUACAUUUACGGGUUGCGCCUAUUUGGGUAGACGAUCAUGUACAGCCUGUAGAGGAGCACGAGAACUGAAGUGAUGACAGCUCUGUUUCGUGGCGUGAUUCUU